Aegilops tauschii subsp. strangulata is the source of this 681-nucleotide messenger RNA. The record is from RefSeq and is a predicted model, not a curated record. Lineage: Eukaryota; Viridiplantae; Streptophyta; Magnoliopsida; Poales; Poaceae.
AUGUCAGAAGGCAGUGACAGUCAGAACAGGUCAGAGGAGCAGGUGAAUCUUAGUGAGGCCACUAGUCCCUCCAACAAUAGCUAUGAUGAAGGUAGCAGAAGUACACCCAGCAAUUUGGCUAAGGUUGCAACUAGGCAGAGAAAGAAGAAAACCUCAGAAUCUGAAGAUGAGGACUUUGUUGCUGGAAGUGACUUCAAAGACAAAAGUUCUGAAGAAAGAUUCACUAUAGAGCAAUCAGAUGAUGAUGAGGCUACAAAGGAUGGCAAGAAGAAAAAGAGAGCAAGAACUACCACUGCAAAGGUGCUUGGAAAACCUUCUAUGAGGAGAAGUGAUGAUGAAGAAGAGGAGGAGGAAGAGGCAGCUGCACCACCUCCAAAGUCUCAAAAGCUCAUGGGGGAUGCUAUAAGGUCUGGGGCUGCUCCAUCUAAGCCCAAGACAGCCCCCAAGCCUACAACUCAAGCUCAUGCCUCCAAGUCUAUUGCACCCAAGAGAUCCACCAGAAACAUCCCUGCUGCUGAGAAGAACAAGGCCCCAGUACCAAAAGCUCAAGAGGAUGAGGAGCAGCAAGUGCUCAGAAAAUUAAAGCCAAAGAUACCUGAUCAUAGUGAUGAUCAUCCUGUUGCGUCUCAAAUUGUGGAGACAGACGGAUCCAUAUGCUAUAAGGAGAAGAACUGUUGUUGA